This is a messenger RNA of Echinostoma caproni, 1197 nucleotides long. Lineage: Eukaryota; Metazoa; Platyhelminthes; Trematoda; Plagiorchiida; Echinostomatidae. The record is from the annotation of a GenBank genome assembly.
AUGGAAUUGAAGCGCAAUAAUAUACGACCAUUCACACUGGAAGAUUUUCUAGUCAUGAGUAGCGGUGCCAAUUUGAAUGGAGAUUUUGUGCUUCCGCAUUCCGUUGGUGCGGAGUACAAUUUCCCUGCCACGCAGCAUCACUAUACAACACAAAUAUCUCAGCAGCAGCACCCACAGCAAAACCAUCCCUACGCCGUUCCUGCACGAGUCCCCAAUCCGCCUGCUGCUAAUUGGUACGGUGGAUCACAACCUUCUUUGGACAGUCAAACGCACCACCUGGUGGGCAUGAAUAUGGAUCGAGGGGUGAACAUCAUGCCGGGCCUGUAUCGGUCAGUGGAGUUACCCAAUGCCCGAAUUCCCGGGCCCAGUACAAGCUCACAGUAUCCGAACUCUCGGUUGGCAAACCAUCGAGCCCGAUUGAGACGCUCCAACACAGUCGGUUCAUCCGAGAUAGGACAGCAUUUACCAAUGGCAAUGGCCAAAACCUCCAUGGCGCCGUACCACCCCGGUCCGGGGGCAUCACGCCCCGGAUUCAGUUUGGAUCCCAUUUCCUACCUGCUUGGCCAACCACCUGUCACCGGGACACUGGACAGCGGACCGAUUGGGACUGGCGCGCUGACUGGACCAUCUCCAACCGAACGCGUUCUACGUCGACUGGCUCAGAUGAAUGCCAGCGCCAGUCUGGAUCGAAACGGUACAGUUGGAGCCGGUUCCACGGGGGUGAUGUUAGGACAAUCGAAUCGAUUCGACUGGUCACGUGGUAUACGACCCAAUCUCUCGAUGCUAGGACAACAACAACAACAACAGUCGGACGGUAAUUUGAGUGACGCAGUCAAAGGUAGUAGACGCUCGCGGCUCAGACGUGAGGUGACCAUGGACGCGACAUCUGGUAAUCUGUUGCAGAGCAGAGAGUCAAUGUCACAUCCCCAUCUAGGUCCUUAUCCCCCCGAAUCGUCGUCCCUCACUCAAUCCUCUCCGUUCGCACUCAUGCGGAAUCAACAAGAUGCUGCGGGACAUCGGAUAUCCGAUGGGCAGGAUGUCGUACCAUCGGAACUGUGCUUCUCCAGUGAACAGUUCCAAGAGCAGUCACGGUUCAUAUUGUUCUAUCUGCUUCGAGAUAUGCGUUACUCGACUCCCAGUCUUUUCAUCACCAUGCUUAUCCCGGAAGAAUCUGUAGAGCUCAUCUCUGUGUGCUAA